AUGGAGGAUGGCAAUGAAACCACAGUUACAGAAUUUUUCCUGCGUGGCUUUCCAACUCGUCUGGAAAUACAGAUUCUUCUGUUUAUUGUUUUCCUUAUUGCGUAUGUCAUCACUGUUUCAGAAAACAUAAUGAUUAUUACGGUCAUACAGCUACAUUCCAAACUACAUAAACCCAUGUUUUUUUUCCUCAGUAACAUGUCAUUUCUGGAGAUCUGUUAUAUAUCAGUUACACUUCCCAAUCUGUUGGUAAGUACACUUUCCAAGAAUAAGAGCAUCUCUUUCUCUGGGUGCAUGGCGCAGCUCUACUUCUUCAUCUCCUUAAUGUGCACAGAGUGUGUUCUUCUGGCGGUUAUGGCAUUUGAUCGGUACGUUGCCGUUUGCCAUCCGCUGCAUUAUGUUACCAUCAUAAGCAAUAAACUCUGCAUACAGCUAGCUGCAGCUUCUUGGAUAGCUGGAUUUACUGUUAGUGUCAUCAAAGUUUAUUUUAUAUCCAGAUUGUCAUUUUGUGGCCCUAACAUCAUCAAUCACUUUUUCUGUGACAUUUCCCCUGUGCUUAAUCUGGCUUGUGAGGACAUGUCUUUGGCAGAGUUUGUGGAUUUUGUGUUGGCCUUGGUCAUUCUUCUCACACCGCUGUUUGUUACUGUUGCCUCUUACCUCUGUAUUAUUUUUACUAUCUUGAAAAUACCAACUAACACAGGAAGGCAAAAAGCUUUUUCAACCUGUGCCUCCCAUCUUACUGUGGUCACAAUAUUCUUCUCUACAACUGUCUUUAUGUAUGCACGUCCCAAAAAGGCAAAAUCUUUGGAUUAUUUCAAGCUGCUGUCCUUGUUGUAUGCGGUGUUCACUCCAAUGAUGAACCCUUUCAUUUAUUGCUUCAGGAACAAAGAGAUAUGGGGCACCCUAAAGAAAUAUUUCUGCUACAAAAUCACUCCUCCUUAA
Molecule: messenger RNA, 939 nt
Organism: Xenopus tropicalis (tropical clawed frog)
Lineage: Eukaryota; Metazoa; Chordata; Amphibia; Anura; Pipidae
Gene: or6b31
Product: olfactory receptor family 6 subfamily B member 31
Exons: 1
Coding region: 1-939 (312 amino acids)
Biological process (GO): signal transduction; G protein-coupled receptor signaling pathway; detection of chemical stimulus involved in sensory perception of smell
Cellular component (GO): membrane; plasma membrane
Molecular function (GO): olfactory receptor activity; G protein-coupled receptor activity
Source: RefSeq, a predicted model, not a curated record